Notechis scutatus (mainland tiger snake) is the source of this 865-nucleotide messenger RNA. Lineage: Eukaryota; Metazoa; Chordata; Lepidosauria; Squamata; Elapidae. The record is from RefSeq and is a predicted model, not a curated record.
GGUUAGUUAAGCCAAGACCUGCCACUUCUUUAGCAGAAGCGAGAUGCCGAGCGGGAAGGGGAAACCGCUGGCGGCUCGGCCAGAAAAACGCGGCGGCGGCGGCGGCGGCAACAGUAGUCGCCAAUGGGUGGUGGUUCUCCCAGAAACUGCAACAGAUCUCCCAAAGAAGCCGGGUGCUGGACCUUUGUUUUCAAGGCUGCCACAUCCAAGUACAGGACAAGCUGCCCUGUAUUUAUUUGGUAGCGAUGCAUGCCAGAUAUUUGAAAUAAAAGCUUUUCAUGAAGAAUACCGGUCAUGGUUUAUUGGUCAAGAAGUUCAAUGUGAUGGACGUCUAUUUUUUGCUACACCAAUGGAUUCUUUGUUUCUUGUACUUUUUUACCUCAUGAAAGCAGAAAAAGAGCAGGGAAAGUUUCAGCCACUGGAUCAAGUUUUGGUGGAUGAAGAGUUUUCUUCCAGCAUACAAUUGCUACAGUGCACAAAUACUUCACAAUCAAUUCACCACAUAGCUGAGCAAAAAGAAAUAGGUGGUAAGAAAUUUUUUAGAUACAGUGAGAAGAAAACACUGACAUGGUUAAAUAAAAAGGUUAACCAACUGGUGAAAGUAAUAAAAGAAAAUAACAUACCUGUGGGUGAAAAAGUUCAGGCUGCUACAUUUAUCAGCAAUAAUCAGGCCAACAGAGGCACAGAAGAAGAUUAUAUUCGUUAUGCUCAUGGCUUAAUAUCAGAGUAUAUUCCUGAAGAGCUAAGUGCAACAUUAGCUAAUUAUUUAAGACUCCCACAAGGUACAGAUCUUCCCUCAGAGCCAGCAUCAAAGGUAAGACUUCUUAAGAAAGGCAGCUUCUCAAAACUUACAAGAAGUUCUUGA